Girardinichthys multiradiatus is the source of this 2101-nucleotide messenger RNA. It is a transcript of the gene rnaseh1, whose product is annotated as ribonuclease H1. Gene Ontology annotation, molecular function: magnesium ion binding; RNA-DNA hybrid ribonuclease activity; nucleic acid binding. The transcript has 8 exons. Gene Ontology annotation, biological process: DNA replication, removal of RNA primer. NCBI's taxonomy places the organism in Eukaryota, Metazoa, Chordata, Actinopteri, Cyprinodontiformes, Goodeidae. The record is from RefSeq and is a predicted model, not a curated record. Bases 116 to 1024 code for a protein of 302 amino acids.
AUAAGAUAUCGCGAGAGUACAAUCUGUAGUCGUACUGUUAGUUGUUUGGACUCUGUCAGGUUUACAGUCGACUUCCACCAAUUAGACCCAUCAUGGCAACCUGCUGGUUCCGGUGAUGUUCCGGUUUUGUGCUGUUGUCCACACAGUCCUCAGGAGGUUCUGCAGCUCUUCAGACAUGCCUAACACGAAGGGAAAGUUCUUCUACGCUGUCAGGAAGGGAGUCAAACCCGGAGUCUACAGGUCAUGGAAUGAGUGUAAGAUCCAGGUGGAUAAAUUUCCAGCCGCAUCUUUUAAGAAGUUUGGAUCAGAACAAGAUGCCUGGGCGUUUGUCCGAGGAGAAGAGCUGUCUGUUGUUCCAGAUCACAGCACAGGGACCAAGGUUGGAGAGAUGGACUUCUCUUUGCUUCCCAAACGUGAUCCGGAGCCCCUUGAGUACAUCCCGCUUGGAAAAAAGAGGUCCCGUCCAGAGGAGGGAGCGGAGCUCCAGCCUAAACGGGCCAAGCCUUCAGGGAGCCUGUUAUCAGAAAGCAGAGAUGGGUUCACCUACAUGGGUGAUGCUGUGGUGGUCUACACCGACGGCUGCUGCUCAGCCAACGGGCGAGCCCGAGCCCGAGCUGGCAUCGGGGUGUACUGGGGCCGGAACCACCCACUAAAUGUUGCAGAGCGGCUGCUUGGACGACAGACCAAUCAGAGAGCAGAGAUACAGGCGGCAUGCAGAGCUCUGGAACAGGCCAAACAGAACAACAUCCAGAAGCUGGUUCUGUACACAGACAGCAAGUUCACCAUCAACGGUGUGACCAGUUGGGUGAAGAACUGGAAGCUAAACGGGUGGAGGCUGAAAUCCGGAGGUGAAAUCAUCAACAAAGAAGACUUCGUGAAGCUGGACCAACUGAACUCGGAGCUACAGGUGGUCUGGAUGCAUAUCCCAGGCCACUCAGGAUACAGUGGGAAUGAGCAGGCUGACCGGCUGUCCAGAGAAGGAGCAGCCAGACCUCUGCAGGAGCGUGGAGAUGAUCUGGAAUAAAGCAGAGCUUUGUGUUCAUCAUGUUCUUUAACAGCUGCUACUGUUUUGUUCUGAAUGUUUUUGUUUUCUGAGUCGGUUUUCUGCUCAGGUUCUGUUGAUGUGAAACUCAAUAACAUUUUGGUUCUGUUCUGAUUGACCAUGAAGCCCAGUUUCUUUUCUUUGAAGGUUCCUGAUUUAAGAAGAACAGCAGGAGAAACAGGAACAAAGAAGAAGAGUAAUAAGAGGAAGAAGAGACAGAUCAGCUGAGGAAGAAUAGAGAAAGGAUGCAGGGUUUCUCAGUUUCAUAAAUGUGGUUUAAAAAAUAGUUCUGAUUGACUGUCAAGCACAACAUGACCGUGACCGUACAUUUCCCAAAGUCAGCCUCAGAUUGGCUAAUGUCUCCCUCAUGACAACUCCUUCUCCAGGGGCUUUCGACUCCUGAGCCAGCUGAGUCUUACAGAGAAACAGGAAAAGAACCAGAAGCAGCCAGAAGCCUAACAAGCAGGUCCACCAUUCUUCAGAGAUUAUGAGACUGAUUUAUCCUGAUGACUAGACAGAUUAUGCUGCCUUCAUCUAAUUCUUGUGUGAAGUUGCUCCAAAGAUUCUUGUCUUGAUUGUCCUUAUAUCCUUGGAUGUCCUCAGUGUCUCAGUAGCUUUAAGUCUUUAAGCUUUUCACCUGGAGACUAUGGUGAGGGCAGCGCCGUCCCUCAAGUGGAGAGAGAGGCAGAGGUGGCAGGACCACCUCUAACCCUGGUGGUUCUGGUGUAGAAAUGGACUGAUUAACGGUGGUUCUGAAACAUCCAGCUCCAUCCUUUGCCUCUCAGAUGAAUAUUACCUAUUAGUCUGAGUCCCUUUGAUUAAACUCCAGCUAGAACAGUAAACUAUUGAUAAUCAGCUUCGACAAAAAUAUGAUGUUUCUUAUUCAUGUAGAAUUAACUUCAUUUCCCUAAAUAACUCAUAGGAAACAGACCUUAGUGUGAUUAAUGAAAUAUUAUCCCUGAUUAUAGUAAAAACUAGUUCCUGUAGGUUUUAUUAUCCUUUAUUCUACUGUAAUUAUUCUGAUUGUUGCCAAAUAAAUUUCAAUCUUAAAACUAAAAA